AAAAUGAAUGAUAAUAAAUUUUUAUCAACUUUAUCAAAAAAUUUACUUAAAAAUUUGAAUGAUGAUAAAUUUUAUGAUAUUAUAAUUGAAGUUGGAAGUGACCCUUACGUAAAAUUUUUUCAUGCCCAUAUGGUCAUUUUAAAUUGUCGUUCCACUUAUUUUCAAAAUAUUUUAUUAACAAAUGAAAAGAAAAAUCCUGAAACUUUGGUAAAAAUUAAUUUACCAAAUAUUUUACCAGAAAUUUUUCAAAUAGUUUUAAGGUAUAUUUAUGGAGGAAUAUUUCCUUUGGAAGGAUAUGAUGCAUCAGAAAUUAUCAAUAUUUUGAAAGUUGCUAGUGAACUUAAUCUUGAAGAGUUGAUUAAUUAUUUACAAUAUUAUUUAAUCGAAAAUGAAAAAAAUUGGAUGGAACAAAAUUUUAAUAUCGUAUAUCAAACUAGUUUUGAAUAUGAUUGUUUAUUAAACCUUCAAACCUUUUGUACAAAUUUAGCGUCUAACGAACCAGAAAAAAUAUUUAAUUCAUUAAAUUUCUUUUCAAUUCCAGAAAAACUUUUGGUCUCAAUUAUUCAAAAUAAUAAUCUUCAAAUGAAUGAAAUUCAAGUAUGGGAACAUUUACUUAGAUGGGGAUUUGCUCAAAAUCCAGAACUUUCCUCUGAUCCUUUAGAUUUAUCAAAAGACGAAUUUGAUAUAUUAAAGAAUACCUUACAGGAGUGUAUUCCUUUUAUUAGAUUCCAUAAUUUAACUUCUGAUGAAUUUUCGAAAAAAGUAUUACCUUUUAAGAGAGUUUUACCAAAAGAAUUAUAUAAGGACUUGGUUAAAUAUUUUUUGAGUCAUAACAAUAAACCAAAUGAUAGGCCAAAAUCUCGCUACGAUGAAUUUCAAGACAUUAAAUUAGAAUCUCAGAUGUCUGAUGAGCUUCAAGAGGAUUUUGUGACUCAAGAGACUAAGAUAACUGAGAUGACUGAAGAUACUGAGAGGAUAGCUAAAUUAGAAUCUGAGAUGACUGAAGUGAUAACUCAAUUAGAAUCUGAGAUGACUGAGGAGGUAGCUCAAUUAGAACCUGUGCCGACCGAGGAGACUACUAGGGAGAUAACUCAAAUGGCUGCAGAGCAUAAAAAGACUAAUCCGGAACGUCGUAUGUCCAAAUCUAAUGAAUCGUUUGGAGGUAUAGAUUCAAAUAUCAUUACAUUUAAGCAUGCUGAAAUAAUCACAAAAUGGAUUGACAAUUUAGAAAUUACUGAUGAAUUAACUUCUUCAUAUGAGUUCAAAUUAUUAAUUAGUGGAUCUCGUGAUGGAUUUUCACCCGAAAAAUUUCACAAAAUCUGUGAUAAUAAAGCUCGCACUCUAACAAUUGUUAAAGUAAAAGGCGGUAAUGAGAUUAUUGGAGGGUAUAAUCCGGUUGUAUGGAAAUCAAAAAGUAGUUAUGGUACUGCUAGUAAUAGUUUUAUAUUCUCUUUUAAAAAUGAUGAUUGUAUUUUAAGUCGUGUGAAGAACGAACGGUCCGCUAUACUUAAUAACUCUUCUUACGGUCCAUCAUUUGGUAACGGUGACCUCGUUUUAUCUGGAAAUAAUUCUUAUAGUGGUUGUUGUAAAAGAGGUUCUUAUGAAAAAUCUAUCAGGGGAACUGGAGAUACAUUUUCUGUAGAAGAUUAUGAAGUAUACCAAAUUUCAGAAGAUUCCUGUUCAAUCUUUUAAUCUUUAAUAUUAACGAACGUAUCAAUUAUAAAGGAAGUGUUGACCGAUUUAUUUAUAAAUUAUCGAUUUUUUUUUCUUAUCAUUACAUAUAUUUCUUCGAUACCCUCAAGUUAGAAAAAUUUAUGAUGCGCUUAUUUAUUUUAAAAAUCUUUUAUUUCUCGCAAUUGUGUAUAUAUUCGUUUUCGAUCACAAAAAGCUGGUUUUAUAGGUUUUAUAUAGUUUACAUAGUUUAACACAUACAGUAUUUUAUCCAUCUAUAAUUAGAUAGUUUGAUAGUUUCAAAUGUUAAAGCAUCAAUAAUUACUUUAUUAUAUACUCCGGAAUAUUCUAAUUGAUAUUGGCAAUAACGUAUCAUCGAUUAUCAUAUCG
Molecule: messenger RNA, 2061 nt
Organism: Rhizophagus irregularis DAOM 181602=DAOM 197198
Lineage: Eukaryota; Fungi; Glomeromycota; Glomeromycetes; Glomerales; Glomeraceae
Molecular function (GO): protein binding
Source: RefSeq, a predicted model, not a curated record